AUGCAAGAUAACAGUAGUUUGCCAAUUCAGAGCCCAUCCUCAACCCUCCCAUUAUCAGCUAUUACCCUUACAGUGGCGGAAUUCCUGCUCAACACCUAUACGAACCGGGUGAAUCCUCAGUAUCCCAUUUACCUUCCAGCAGACGUCCAGGAACCUUUCAAUGCGGUCUAUCAUCGAACGGUGGCUGACCGAUCUUUGCUUACCGAACCUUCUUCCUGCAAUACCUAUAUUGUCAGUCUGGUCAUGGCCAUUUCCCUUAGUACAGCUGCACGGCACAAACAGGCACAUGCUCAGUCGUUGGCAACUGGUUUGUUCAAGACUGCCGUCCAACACGUGCCUAAGAUGUGGUCGAACGACUUGUCUGGUUUGCAGGCGUUGCUGCUGGCUACGCAAUACGUGUUUCUGAACCCAGACGUGGCUAAUCUGACCCUCUUGACCGGGUUGGCAAGUGAAGCAUGUAUCGACAUGGGUCUCCACCAAGAACCUCCAUCUGAUUGUGUACUGAACGCUCAAGAGCGGGAAUUACGACGUCGAGUCUUUUGGUGUGCGUGGGAGAUGGAAGUGGCCGUCGCCGCCUGCGUUCGACGGGCCCCGAAAAUCCCGAACGACAUCAUCACCACCGCUCUGCCUUAUGGGCCUGGCGACCUCGCCGUAUCACCAGCUCUUUCCGAUAUGACGGACCAGUCACCGAAUUUCAUGAUUUCCGGCCGCAUAUGGGCCUAUAGAAGAUUGGAAAGCGAGAUCAUGAACGUACUGUACCGCAGCCCCACCCUCUCAAACGAUCCACUUUUACUUGAAGCCUGGAUUUGCGAAAUGGAGGACAAAAUCAGGGCGUGGCGGGAAGAAGUCAAUGUUGCUGCUGCUGACAGCCAGGAUGACUCGAAAAAGUCGCAGUGGGACGAGCUCAUUCUUUAUGCUCAGAUUGGCUAUCACUACGUUCUGGUCUGUCUUUUUGGACCUUGUCCACGAAUUCCAACACGAUCUAGGCCGGAUCUACUCAAGGCUUUCGCAGCAGCUGUUUGUGUUGCGUCAGGCUAUUACGAUCAAGCUAAUUCGGCAGGCGGCCACACAAAAUAUGUCUUUCAUUCGUGCUAUCACACCUUUUCUUCGGCCAUAGUCUUUCUUUAUACCUUGGAAACCUGCAAAGACGCCAUCUUCGAGUCUUACACAUUCACAGAAAUAGAAAACUUCCUCGAAUACUUUCCCAUGUUGUUCUCGACCAUGGCAGAACGCUGGCCAGCAGUCUCGCGGUGCUCACAGGAGUUUCAGCAGCGCCUCCAGCCGAUCAAAGACGAGUACACGACUUUCAUCUUCGAGCGCGCCAGCGAGCCUGAUUACGAGGCGCCUGGGCGGAACAGCUGGCCAACCGUGGAGGGCGAUGGCGAACAGGAGAAACUGGAUGACAAUUUCUACGAGAUACCGUACGAUUGGAAUGUUGAGUUUGGCUUUGGAAUCGACAACAUAUUCUCAAAUUAG
Molecule: messenger RNA, 1476 nt
Organism: Fonsecaea nubica
Lineage: Eukaryota; Fungi; Ascomycota; Eurotiomycetes; Chaetothyriales; Herpotrichiellaceae
Exons: 1
Coding region: 1-1476 (491 amino acids)
Biological process (GO): DNA-templated transcription; positive regulation of transcription by RNA polymerase II
Molecular function (GO): sequence-specific DNA binding; zinc ion binding; DNA-binding transcription factor activity, RNA polymerase II-specific
Source: RefSeq, a predicted model, not a curated record